GAAAUGCCAGGUGCCUUGUCCGGGCGUGUCUUCCGCUGCUUCAAGACCCUCGAGCGCCUGGGCGACAAGAUCACUGGCUUUGCUGGGCCCUGGUUUGUUGCACUCGCCUGGAUACUACUCACCUAUGGCGUCCUGUGCUUCCUCGAUGUCGUCCUUCCAACUCUGUCAGCGCCAAUCCUGACGAUACCGUUAUGCAUGUUGCUUGUGGCGAACAUGCUGGGUAACUACUACUGGGCGUGCUUUAUGCCUCCGGGAGUGGUGGGGGAUGAGGUAGCAAGGCGGCGGCCGUGGAUGUAUGCGAGGAAGAAGCGGGGGGAUCCAGUGAUGAGGAGGAACUUUGCGGUCACGACGGCGCAAUGUACGAUGUGCAAGCGGUGCAGGAAGAACAGGCCGGAGCGCGCGCACCAUUGCCGCAUAUGCGGCAAAUGCAUCCUGAAGUACGAUCAUCAUUGUCCUGGGAUUAACCAAUGCGUUGGCAUAAACAAUGAGCGCUACUUCAUCCUCUUCAUGGCAUACCUUGUGAUAUGCUCUGGCAUAUUCGCUCUCACCGCAUGGAGAGCGGUGCUGAUCGCCUUGGGCGUUGAGCUUCGUCCUUUCAAGGCCACGAUUGUCAGCCAGACGCUGUUUGUGCUGAUCUAUAUAUUGGCUGUCGUGCUCAGCCUAUGCGUCGCUGUGAUGUGUGCAUACCACCUUCACUUGGUCUGCUCAGGCGAAACCACUGUGGAGUCGAUGGACUUUGCUGAGUAUCGGAAGGCGCGGCCAUUUCAGAACUCAUAUGAUCUAGGAUGGAGAACCAAUCUGAAGCUAUUUUUCAACGUCGGUGAUUGUGGAGAGUACCCUUGGUACUCGCUCCUUCUCCCCCUCAUAGUCGACCCGUACACCAAUGGCUAUGAGUGGGCUCGUCGACCGGGCUGCGAGAACGGACACCUAGGUAUCGAACACGGCGAAGAACUCACGGACGAGGACGACGUAGAGCAAUGACAUGUAUCAUAACCGAUCUGCACAUCGAUGACUUGCGAUCUCCGCAAGUAUCCCUUGACGUUUUACUUCUUCUAUCCACCCCGGUCUUCUGAAGUCCCUUCCCCGGGCCACAGCAGGCCUCUUCCGUCGACAGAUUCUAUCACCGAGCUGUCAGCCUCGAGCGCGUGGGUCGACCGUGGGUCCAUGUGAAGGUAACGUGUCUAGCGGCCAUUCAUCUCUCUCUCAAGGCUGGCAACCGUCGCCAUCCGCCGCCGCCGGCAGCUCAAUCACGCCGCACGCGCUCCCAGCGUCCGUCCGGUUUCCCGACCGAAUCCACACCGAAGCAGAUGUUUCCACAAGAAACAUGGGCCUGAUGGGAAAGCCGCCCGCCGAGAGCAAAAGGGUCCGUGAC
This is a messenger RNA of Schizophyllum commune H4-8, 1372 nucleotides long. Its product is annotated as zf-DHHC-domain-containing protein. The transcript is spliced from 8 exons. Lineage: Eukaryota; Fungi; Basidiomycota; Agaricomycetes; Agaricales; Schizophyllaceae. The record is from RefSeq and is a predicted model, not a curated record. Gene Ontology annotation, molecular function: palmitoyltransferase activity. The coding region runs from base 4 to 981 and encodes 325 amino acids.